This is a messenger RNA of Fonsecaea erecta, 1875 nucleotides long. RefSeq lists its product as hypothetical. Lineage: Eukaryota; Fungi; Ascomycota; Eurotiomycetes; Chaetothyriales; Herpotrichiellaceae. Gene Ontology annotation, molecular function: alpha-(1->6)-fucosyltransferase activity. The record is from RefSeq and is a predicted model, not a curated record. Gene Ontology annotation, biological process: protein N-linked glycosylation. The coding region runs from base 1 to 1875 and encodes 624 amino acids. The transcript has a single exon.
AUGAGGACUCCUUCACCCAAACCACCGAGUCAUGCCGAGCAGCAACGCAAGAAGAAGAUGCUUCUGUCCAGCCGUGCCAGUCCCCCCAAACCACUGAGGGUGGGUGGCCCAGAUCGAUAUCUCUCCAUCCGACAGUUCCUCCCUUCCACUCCGAUCCCUUCACCGUCUCUUCCGUCCAUCCUGCCACGCCACGGCAAGAAACCGCCCAAGCUCAACUCACGGAAGAUCGUCCGCAGCCUCUUCUGGCUGGCGGUCGUCAUCGGGAUCUACUAUCUCGUCUCAUUCGGACGGAGGCAAUCCCACAAGCUUGCCCAGCUGACCUUUCUGACCUCGCUGGGCAAGACCUACGAAAUCGUCGAAGCUUCAGAGCUGCCGGACUAUCCAACCCCGCUGGCAUUGACAGAUGCCGAGGGGAAACAUCACUGGACCAUAUCCAUCCCUCAGAACCUCCCGUUCCCCCUGCCCUCCACGGACUACGCCGACAUCUGCUCGCAAGUCGACGAGGUGGCCCGCCAUGUCGCAGGCCCUCGCCAGAAACCCCAGCAAAGCGACUACUACCAGGAGGAUCCCAAUUUCAUCGACGUCCGAGAGGCGCAAUCUCAGCACUUUCUUCCCGCGGAUAACCACCGGCCGCCUCAGGGGAGCGCGAACCAUCUGCCCGUCUGCGAGAAAUCCCUGACAUACGUCCUCGACGCCACCGAUGCAGGUCUUGGGUCCACCCUUUUGGGCAUGUGGCUCUCCUACGGCCUGGCUCGCCGUGAAGAUCGCGCCUUCUUCAUCGACGACACCAAUUUUCCCUACGGCAAAUACAGCACGUUUUUCGGCUCAAGGCCCUCUCCAUCUUGCCGCUUACCGAGCCCUUCGCAUCGUGUCCCGUGCCCCCAUCAGGCAAAACACCUCGUUGUGUCUGCUGCCACUACCAGUUGGAUUUUCGGCGAGGCUUUCCACAGCCACUUCUCGCAGCGGGAAAUAUUUGAUAUGGCGAGGGAGGGCUACGAGACACUCUUCAAGCUGCGGGCUCAGGACGAGCAAUACGUACUUAGCCGCGUGGAAAAACUCCGCGAGGACGUCGAUCCGACCACCAUCCCCAGCCCCGUCCCAGACGACGAACGCUUCGAUGACGACGAGAUGUACGACGCCCCGCCACAGAACGGUCUGGUGGGAAUUCACAUCCGCCGCGGCGACCGGCACCCUUUCAGCUUGACCUACUCGCAAAACUACCUUCCCCCCGAAAUGUACAUGGCCACGGCCUUGAAGCUGGUCGGCCAAUCCUCGCAGUGGAAAUUCCUCGUGGCCUCGGACGAUGCCGACAUGUACGACCACAUCGAUUUGCCCAACACGUUGCGGGCCCAAGAACGAAUUUCCCUCGCGUCCAAGAAGAAGUUGGCUAGCAUGGGCCAAGGAGGUGGAUUGGGCUGGGAAGGCGGGUUCUUCAGGGACGUCUUCUGGGGGCUGGGUCUGCCGGAGGACGUGAAGGAACGGAAAAAAUGGGGCAGCCCGAUGCCCAUGAAGGCCAAGCACCGAUUUGGCGAGAAGGACGACGACGGCCGGGAGAAGCGAGUGCACCAUCACGACGCCAAACAUUCGAGCGGACCGCGCAAAGAGGGGGCGAACGAUGAUGUCGACGAUGUGGCCCUUCUGGAGCGGGACUACCGGACACAUCCAACCCCAGAGGCGCUUCAGCUGCGAGAACUCCUGGGUCGCGCGUACCUGUUGGACUUGGCCGUGUUGGCGCAGAGCGACAAAGUGGUGUGUGGUGUGUCGGCGAAUGCAUGUCGGAUCCUGGCCGUGAUGCUGGGGUGGGAGAGAAGUUUCGACAGGAAAGACUGGAACAAUGUGGACGGAGGGUAUCAGUGGAGGGUCCUGGACUACUGA